This is a messenger RNA of Cavia porcellus (domestic guinea pig), 2811 nucleotides long. RefSeq names its product SET domain containing 3, actin N3(tau)-histidine methyltransferase (gene Setd3). Lineage: Eukaryota; Metazoa; Chordata; Mammalia; Rodentia; Caviidae. The record is from RefSeq and is a predicted model, not a curated record. The transcript is spliced from 14 exons. Bases 201 to 1982 code for a protein of 593 amino acids. Gene Ontology annotation, biological process: peptidyl-lysine trimethylation; actin modification; peptidyl-lysine monomethylation. Gene Ontology annotation, molecular function: protein-L-histidine N-tele-methyltransferase activity; protein binding; protein-lysine N-methyltransferase activity.
GUUGAACCGUUCAGCGAUGGCGCUGCUGAAUCAGGGUGGUGGUUGUCAAAACUCACAGCACUGAGCGCUGAGAAGUGGGGAUUUCAGCGCCGUACCAAGACCUCGGUGAGGGACGUGCCUGGCUGGGGAAAGCUCCCCUGGAAGUUGCUCAUGUCCCCAGUUUAACUGAUGUUACUCCGUGUAUUUGGACAAGUCAGAAAAUGGGUAAGAAGAGUCGAGUAAAAACUCAGAAAUCAGGUACUGGGGCUACAGCCAGUGUGUCUCCAAAGGAAAUCCUGAACCUGACCAGUGAACUGCUACAGAAAUGUAGCAGUCCUGCACCCAGCCCUGGGAAAGAAUGGGAAGAGUAUGUGCAGAUCCGGUCUCUGGUGGAGAAAAUACGGAAAAAGCAAAAAGGUCUGUCUGUUACUUUUGAUGGAAAAAGAGAAGAUUACUUUCCUGAUCUAAUGAAAUGGGCCUCUGAAAAUGGGGCCUCUGUCGAGGGUUUUGAAAUGGUUAACUUCAAAGAAGAGGGCUUUGGUUUGAGAGCAACAAGAGACAUCAAGGCAGAAGAAUUAUUUUUAUGGGUUCCACGAAAGUUACUAAUGACUGUUGAAUCUGCUAAAAAUUCAAUAUUGGGGCCCUUGUAUUCUCAAGACCGAAUUCUUCAAGCCAUGGGAAACAUUGCUCUGGCCUUUCACCUGCUGUGUGAGCGAGCCAACCCCAACUCUUUCUGGCUGCCCUACAUUCAGACCCUUCCCAGUGAAUACGACACCCCUCUCUACUUUGAGGAGGAGGAAGUGCAGUGUCUGCAGUCCACACAAGCUAUCCACGAUGUCUUCAGCCAGUAUAAAAACACAGCUCGCCAGUAUGCCUAUUUCUACAAAGUCAUCCAGACCCAUCCUCAUGCCAACAAACUGCCCCUGAAGGAUUCUUUCACUUACGAGGACUACAGGUGGGCGGUCUCUUCUGUUAUGACUCGACAAAACCAAAUCCCCACGGAGGAUGGCUCCCGGGUGACCCUGGCCCUGAUUCCGUUGUGGGACAUGUGUAACCACACCAACGGCCUGAUCACGACGGGUUACAACCUGGAGGAUGACCGCUGCGAGUGUGUGGCCCUGCAGGACUUCCGGGCCGGAGAGCAGAUUUACAUCUUUUAUGGCACCCGGUCAAAUGCAGAGUUCGUGAUCCACAGUGGCUUCUUCUUUGACAACAACUCACACGACAGAGUGAAAAUAAAGCUCGGCGUGAGUAAGAGCGACCGGCUAUACGCCAUGAAGGCGGAGGUCCUGGCCCGUGCUGGCAUCCCAACGUCCAGCGUGUUUGCGCUGCAUUUCACCGAGCCGCCCAUCUCUGCUCAGCUGCUGGCUUUCCUCCGGGUGUUCUGCAUGACAGAAGACUGCUGUGUGUCUCUCGCAGAGGAGCUGAAGGAGCAUUUGCUAGGAGAAAACGCCAUCGACAGAAUCUUCACCCUGGGCAACUCCGAGUUUCCAGUCAGCUGGGAAAAUGAGGUCAAGCUUUGGUCCUUUCUCGAAGAUCGAGCUUCUCUUCUUUUAAAAACAUAUAAAACAACCAUUGAGGAGGACAAGGCUGUGCUGAAGGGCCCGGAGCUGCCCACCCGCAUGAAGAUGGCUGUGAAGCUGCGGCUCGGAGAGAAGGAGAUCCUGGAGCGCACCGUGCAGAGCGCGGCUGCCCACCGGAAGUGCUUCCGCCAGCAGCUGGAGGCGCGGGCGCCGCUGCCCAAGUACGAGGAGAGCAACCUGGGCCUGCUGGAGGGCGGCGCGGGCGAGUCGCGGCUGCCGCUGGUGCUGCGAAACCUGGAGGGCCAGGCCGGCGUGCAGGAGGCACUCGGUGCCGCCAGGCACGGCCUCGUCAACGGCGAGAACUCUAUCCCCAACGGGACGGCCCCCGAGGAGAGCUGCAGCCCCGGGGAAAGCCAGGGAGGGAUCGGAGAUGCCAAAGAACCUUCGGACCGCGGCGACGGUGCCCGGGUGCGGCGCUGAGCGACCCGGACCGGACCGGACCAGUGGACGGCCGUUUCCAUGCUGUGUUCUUGUUAACAGUUUUCUUUUCCGCAGAGAGGAAAAUAUGUUUUUGCUGCUUUAUAUACAAAUGAUUUUUUAAGUUAUUUUAAAAAUCUAGCUUUCUGAUUAAGAUUGCCAUCUUGCUUCGAGGCAGAACACGUGCGCUAACAGUGUCGCAGAGGGCGAGAAGGGCCUGGGGCCGCAGGCCCAGCGCCGCGUGGUGUCCUCCCUUGCUCAGCAGUGCUUUGUGGCCCUCACGCUGAGGUCAUGCCGAUGGCAGGAGGUGACGCUUGCUCGGCCUCCCGUAGGUGGAUUGGUGACCUCCUGGGCUGCAGCGAGAGAGCGGCAGAGGCGAUGCCCAGAGUCCAGGCAGAAUCUUUUGUUUUCCUCCUGAAAAUAAUACCCUAGUACUGAAAUAAAAUGUAAGGUGGCAACCUUAUUUUUAAUAGUUUGAAAUGUUGAUGAUAAUCCUAAUUAUAUAAAUAUAUAUGCACAUAUAUACCUAGUGAUUUCUAAAAAUUUGUUUACUUUUUGUGUUUUGUUUCACUGUAUUGAGAACUUAUCCUCCCUUCUCAAUCAAAGUAGCACCUGCAGCCUGCUCCAGACUUCGGAUGCUGGCGGUGGUGCCUGGCGCUGGGCUCGGCUCAGGCGGGACACCAGGUGGGUGCAAACCCCGGUGGCCCGUGCAGCCUCCCCUGUUGUUCGAAGCGAGGCAGCUCCCUGGCUUUUCUGGUUUUCACAGCAAGCUAGAGAUUUUCCAAGCUCUCCUUUUGAGUAAAAUCCCUUAUUAAAAGAAAAACAUGAUUAA